AUGCGGGAAGAUGCCUUCGGAAUCUUCCGCUACCGCUACCACUACACUACUACGUACGGCCUCAUGUCGAGUGAUUCGGAGGAACGAGACGGUUUCCAGCAAAUCCAGGAGCAGCAGCAGCAACAACAACAUCCUCCCUUGCAUAUGCGCAUUACCAGGAGAACCAGUAUAACUCCAAUCAACGAACCAAUCGAGUACACCUCCUUUGUGUGUGGACUUUUGGCGGGAGUAGCGCAAGCUGGUAUCUUCAAUCCCUACGAUCGGGCUCUGUACUUAUCGGUCACGAAUCAUCGACCUUUCUUGGCCUGGGAGAACUGGCGAUCACCCUACACGGGCUUUUUCCAAUCCAUCGGGGGACGAGCCCUCUCCGGCGGGCUAUACUUUCCCUUGGAGCAUUUGUUUCUACGCAUUUUGGGUCAACAUCAACCCACUCGUCGCUGCCAACGCAGUGAUAUGGAUCCCAAAUACAAUUUGCUGGCCGGUACCGCCGCCGGUCUGGCGAAUGCGGUGGUCCUGAACCCCGUGUCGGCCAUCAAAUACAAGACCUGGGGGCGUGAAGUCAAUCAGGGAAUGCUCAAAGAAGCCUUCGGUAUGGUGAAGAAAUCGGGAUCGCUACGACCCUUCGGCAACGGGCUUGUACCGACCAUUUAUCGGGAUGUCGUGUUCGGAGCCUGCUAUACCUGGUUACGCUUGCAGAUUCAGUACAGCUUUCAACUCUAUCCCCACGAACAAUGGAAAGGAAAUCUUACAGCAGCAGCGCUAGCCACGGUUCUUUCCGGACCAUUCAAUUAUGUUCGGAAUAUACAGUACGCAACAUCCUCACGGGAUCGAGCGGAUGGCACUCUACAAGUGCUUCGCAGUCUGGCACACGAGACCGGUGAACAGCCUACGGUUGCCAGACAAUUGUACUAUUUGCAAAAUCGGCUAAGGAUUGGCUGGGGAACUGCUCGAGUCGCCUGUGGUAUUACCUUUGCACACGGAGUGUACGACUGGCUACACGAAAAUCUCCACGAGUCUGUGCAACGCUUGUCCUUAUCCAACGUGUAA
This is a messenger RNA of Phaeodactylum tricornutum CCAP 1055/1, 1047 nucleotides long. RefSeq lists its product with no specific name. The coding region runs from base 1 to 1047 and encodes 348 amino acids. Gene Ontology annotation, cellular component: mitochondrion. Gene Ontology annotation, biological process: glycine import into mitochondrion. The transcript has a single exon. The record is from RefSeq and is a predicted model, not a curated record. Lineage: Eukaryota; Bacillariophyta; Bacillariophyceae; Surirellales; Neidiaceae. Gene Ontology annotation, molecular function: glycine transmembrane transporter activity.